This is a messenger RNA of Labrus bergylta (ballan wrasse), 474 nucleotides long. The record is from RefSeq and is a predicted model, not a curated record. NCBI's taxonomy places the organism in Eukaryota, Metazoa, Chordata, Actinopteri, Labriformes, Labridae.
GGGAGUAGUUUAAUACUUGGACUGUCACACUUUAGACUGGUUUGACAAGUCGCGGAUUCACUUCACACAACAAUGUAAUAAAGUCAUGUGAAAUAGAGAGACAUUUGAUUAAAAACGGAAAGGAGAAAGAGAAGCGGAAACACCGAGGCGUCGGUACAGAAAAGUUAGGAUGGGCGACACCACGUUUACUACCACUGGAUCCAGAUGGCUCCUGCCUGUCAGUGAAUUCCUGAGGUUUCCUCUUGAUCAGGUGAAUUUUUUGGCAUGCCAGCUGUUUGCCCUGAUUGCUGCCUUCUGGUUUCGUCUCUACCUCAGUCCCGGCCAUGCCAAUCCCCUGGUCCGGCACGCUGUGGCCACUCUCCUCGGCAUUGCCUUUCUCAUCUUCUGCUUUGGAUGGUACUCGGCUCACAUCCUGACAGUGGUGGUUGCAAGCUACUUGAUUAUCAUUCAAGCUGACAUCAACAAUGUACACAG